GGUCAAGCAGAGAUAACUAGCCUUCGCAGUCUCUAGAUCCUGGCGUUAUCACUAAUGCAAUGUCUUCUGCUGUGAGUGCUUUGCCCUCGGCGGCUAAGGCCAAAUCUCCCAAGAAGAGAGCCAAGUCUCAGAGGAAGAAGACGGGUCCUACAGUUUCAGAGCUGAUACUGAAGGCUGCAUCCGCGUCCACAGAGCGCGGCGGCGUGUCCCUGGCAGCCCUGAAGAAGGCGUUGAAGGCCGGAGGAUACGAUGUGGUGAAGAACAAAGCCAGAAUCCUCAUGGCCAUCAGACGCUUGGUGGCCAGCAAAUCCCUUCUCCGAACCAAGGGCACCGGGGCCUCCGGUUCCUUUAAGCUGAACAAGAAGCCCCCCACACCUAGGAAGAAGAAGGUGGUGAAGAAGAAAAAGCCAAAGGCGAAAAAGGUCAAGAAGGCCAGCCCCAAGAAAGCAGCCGGAGGUGCCACUCCAGCAGCCAAGAAGUCACCUAAGAAAAAAAAGAGUAAAUCAAAGAGUCCGAAAAAAGCAAAGAGGCCCGCUGCGGCCAAGAAACCCAAGAAGCCAAAGAGUCCUAGCAAGAUCAAAAGCAGGGUGGCCAAGUCUACCAGGACCAGGGCUGCUGCCAAGAAGUGAAAACUCUCUUAAUGAACACUGAAUGCGACUAAACGCCUUUCUGGCGACGCUUGACUCGUCUGACGUGUGGCCCAAAAUUCUGCCUUCAUUCCGAGAACUUGAACUUGCUUUACCUAUUUUACAGUUUUCUAUAACGGAAAACACUGAACCUGCUGUUGUGACACAUCUUUCUCUGACACCAUAUGCCAUGGUUUGUAAAGAAUUGGAUUUAGCAAUUGUAAAAAAAAAAAAAAAAAAAACCUAUUUUAAUGUA
Perca flavescens (yellow perch) is the source of this 882-nucleotide messenger RNA. Its product is annotated as protamine-like protein. The transcript has a single exon. Gene Ontology annotation, cellular component: nucleosome. Gene Ontology annotation, molecular function: structural constituent of chromatin; DNA binding. Lineage: Eukaryota; Metazoa; Chordata; Actinopteri; Perciformes; Percidae. Bases 60 to 629 code for a protein of 189 amino acids. The record is from RefSeq and is a predicted model, not a curated record. Gene Ontology annotation, biological process: nucleosome assembly.